UUUCUUUUCCUUUUUUGACAGCGCAAUACGCGGAAUAAAAUCUCAAGAAGAACAGACAUCCGACUGGGCCCCUAGACCCCAGCCGACGAGUCCACCGACACACAGAGUGGGGACGGCACCACAAGCAUUGACAAACUCGUCUUGCUGCAGGGACGGCGUCAACGGACGAUGGUUGGGUGGAUGAUGAUGAGGAUGAUGGUGUUGGAAGAGCGGGCAUGACCACCAAAAAGGUGGAGGAAUCAGAGCCAAGACUCGAUGGCUGCACUGGACACCCCUUCCUCUCCCCUCCACCUUCCCGACCGACAAAUGUGGUAAACCGGAUGAUUGUUGAGAUGACGAGAUGGUGUUCAAUGCCCCUGGCAGCAUGACAAGGGUGUUCGAGUGGACGACCUGCAGCAUUGGGCUGCCAUACCUCCCCACAAACAAGCUUGCCGUCCGGGCUAUAGAGAGGUCCCCACAAAAAAGUGACAAGACAAUCACCCCCCCGGUCGAAAAAUCUUAGCCUGUGGAGCGGGUGCGCAUGUGAAGAUGUUGUUGCUGCAGUGCAUGGGUGGUUCUCCCGUCCGAUGUCAACAUACUGUGCAGCAACUAGAUGCUAACACUGUAGCGGGUCCUAGUCCUGGACGGGUACCAUCGAUGCCCCAUUCAGAAUAGGCAGGCCUGCAUGCCAGAGAGUCUCGACACAACGUAGC
Molecule: messenger RNA, 692 nt
Organism: Cryphonectria parasitica EP155
Lineage: Eukaryota; Fungi; Ascomycota; Sordariomycetes; Diaporthales; Cryphonectriaceae
Exons: 1
Source: RefSeq, a predicted model, not a curated record